AUGUCUGUUGAUUCGAAUUCGAAUGAUGGCAAUGUAAACAACAAUAAUUUAAAUUAUCAAGACAGCAGGUUCUUACGUAACUCCGAAAUCAAAGAUUUCCUUGUUGAAACAAUCAAACCCGAGCUAAAAGAAUUCUUCAGACCUUAUCAGCUUCCGGAAACAUCUGUCCUAUACCGUAACAUUCCUUUAAUUAUCUCAGAAAAACUCACUGAUCCAAUAAAUGUUGUAAUUAUCUUUCCAUAUGAAAGAUAUCGAAAUAAUGUAAUCAAAGUCCUCAUUUACUUCUACCUCAAAGUCUCAAAUGUUAAUAACAUUAGCACGUUGAUAGAUAUGUUUUCAACAAACAAAUUUUCAAAUUGCAUUCAAAACAUUAAAGUUGUUAAGUAUUUUGCUCGUGCAAAAAACAUGUAUUCUUUCAAUUAUUAUCUUAUAAUGCCAAAUGAAGAUCUUCAUUUCUUUUUCAAAGAAAUUGACCAAAUUCGUCCUGAUGAUAAAUUGUUUUAUUCUUUCAAAAACGUACAUCUCAGAGCAGAAUAUUUUGAUCUAAUAUUGUUGUUAUCUAAGAAUACUGACAACUCAGAAACAAUUCAAACUUUUAUUCAAGUAUUACCUUUGCAAGGUAAACCACUAAUGAUUGAACUUUCUCACAUUUGGGAGAGAAUAUGUAAUUACCCAAAAAAGAUUCUCGCCUUAAUCGUACAAAAAUUCACUUCCCACAAAAAUUAUCAACCAAUUAAAGAACAUAAUGAUUAA
Molecule: messenger RNA, 753 nt
Organism: Trichomonas vaginalis G3
Lineage: Eukaryota; Parabasalia; Trichomonadida; Trichomonadidae
Exons: 1
Coding region: 1-753 (250 amino acids)
Source: RefSeq, a predicted model, not a curated record